AUGCAAAAUAAUACUGAAAUUAAUACAAGAGAAAAGGAAGAAAUUCAUAUUUUAGAACUUGGCAAAAUAUGUUUUUGGUCUGCACUUUCAUAUUUUUCAUUACUUAGUGGUUUUGAUGUUUAUGAAGUCUUUAGAGUUUGUAAUGGUGGACCCAGACUUAGAGAUAUUGAAGAUGCUACUUGUACGGCUUCAAUACUUCGUGCAAUUCCAAAAUUUUUAAUAUCAUUGACUUUAUGUCUAGAAGCUUUGAUGAUCUCGAUCCUGUCAAGAGCUUACUAUAAAUUUGAAAUGCUUAUAUUAUUAUUGGAAGAAAAAUUUUGUUUGAUUACCUUGAUAAAGAUUAUAGUGCCAUUAUUAGUUCUAGCACCACCAUUUUGGCGGUUUGUGAAGUACAUACUACGAGAUGGUUAUAGAAUAGUAUUAGGUUAA
Molecule: messenger RNA, 429 nt
Organism: Lodderomyces jiufengensis
Lineage: Eukaryota; Fungi; Ascomycota; Pichiomycetes; Serinales; Debaryomycetaceae
Exons: 1
Coding region: 1-429 (142 amino acids)
Source: RefSeq, a predicted model, not a curated record